Molecule: messenger RNA, 342 nt
Organism: Entrophospora candida
Lineage: Eukaryota; Fungi; Glomeromycota; Glomeromycetes; Entrophosporales; Entrophosporaceae
Source: the annotation of a GenBank genome assembly
GGAUCUACUCCAACACAAGUUAAAUCAUGGUUUAAUGGAAAAUGUAUCAUGUUUAAUGGCUUAAGUGCAUGUGAGCGUCUCCAACAAGAUGUGAGUUACAAUUCAACAGUUAUGAGAGUUAUAGAGUUUCAUUACGAGAAGCAGAUAAAGAAAAAUAAGUCAAAAUCUAAAUCUGUGAAAAAUUCCGAUUUACCUAUUAUUGAUGGCGGAAUCAAUAUGAUUGAAACUGGCACAACUGAUAAUGCAGAAGAAAAAAAUAAACUGUAUAACAUACUUAAGGACAAUCGUAUGGAAACAAAAAAGACGUUAAAUGAGGCGGAACGGUUACUGACUUCUUACUAA